UCCGACACCAAUAGCGUACAUCGACACGGAUCUUAACUCAACUGCGAGGGAAGUACGGAAAUGGAAAGAACGCCAGUUCAGCGAAGGGCCAGUUGUGUGCGGGCCAUCAUAAGCAGCGACGACUGGAACCACGAGUAGAAUAGCACGAAUUUUGCCCAUCAGUGUGAAAAAGGUUGUGAACUUUUUCUACUCAAAGUGUUGCAAAACUAGUAAAGUGUGACGGGGCUGUCGGCACUACCAAGCAAUUUGUGUUCGGGAAGGAAGAUAAAGUGUUUGUGCGAAGGUUUUCACACACGCACAGAAAAAAAAAGUGUGCCCUCAUCAGAAGAUAGGCCAAAAAAAUGAAAUCAGUGAAAUUAGCAUAAGCAUCUUUGUGUACGUGCACGCGUUUGAGUGUAUUAGUGUGUGUGUGUGUAUAUUGUGAUUGGGAAGCCAGGCUUCAAACCAGCGUUUACUAGACCAAGACCAAAAUCGUGCUAAAGUGCUAGUCGAAGAAAAAAUCAAUUAUCUGCAGCGGCCUCACGCAGCAGCUGGGUUGUUGGGGAGGUUGUGGUCGAGGAAAAAAGUUGGCACCAGCUGCAACCCAGCAGUGAGGGUUACCGCUAGCCUGAAAUCAAUAACCCAUCCGAUUCCACUGGACCACUUGGGCCGCAGUUUGGUAGUUGGUUGGGUUCGGUCGGUGUGCAAUAAAAUGGUACGACUAAGUUAGGGGUUGCUGUCGACCUAGCCCGGGAACUCAAUGUCGCCAGUAGCGAAAGAAGCAGCAGCCGAAGCAGCAGAAGUAGCACCAGCGUCAACAGUAUCGUAUCCUCGACGCCACCGCCACCGAAACCACGGAAAGGCGGAAUCUUCGUAACCUUUUUCUUGUGCGCUUCCUUCACCUCUAGCGCACUUCUCCUUCGCUCUCGCUCUCUAGGCUCUCUGUUUUCUCUUAACAUUGUACGCAAAAAGGCACGUGUGCGUGUGAGCAGCAAAAACCCAAACACACCAGCCUACAAUAUACGUAUUGUUUCUCGGCUCUCCGGUGUGCUCUCUGUGCCGCACACUGUUGCAUUUGAACGCGCCGCUUACAACCGACACAAAAAGAAAAACGGUUCCGAAAUUUCCUCCAUCAUCAUAUGGUACGAGCUUCUGGUAACCCGGGUACCGGCACCGUGGGUUCCAGUUUGUCUGCGCUAGGAAAGGAUUAGCUGGCGUCGAACGUCAGCACUGCGUCUGCUGAGCCGUUUUCUAUUAGGAUAGGAGCAUUUUUCAAUUCACCGCAGACCAUGGAUCGAAGGCAGUGGGUUCUAAUUCCUCUAGCACUGGUAGGAGUGUUCUGGUUUUGGAUUCCACAGGUUUCCGCAGAGUGUCAAACACGUUCCAUCUACUGCUACGAGUGUGACAGCUGGACGGAUGCGCGAUGCAAGGAUCCCUUCAACUAUACCGCCCUUCCCCGGGAUCAGCCCCCGCUGAUGACCUGCAAUGGAUGUUGCGUCAAAAUGGUGCGCCAUUCGAGAACACCGUACGAGGUCGUGAGGCGGAUGUGUACGUCACAGUUGCAGAUCAAUCUGUUCAUGGUAGAUCAUGUGUGUAUGAUGGAAAGUUCUGGCAAUGGCCAUAUGUGUUUCUGUGAGGAAGAUAUGUGUAACUCCAGUCCCUCCAGCUUGCUCACCGCAAACCAACACUGGCACACCGUGCACACGUGCAUCGGUAGCGUGCUGGCCGUAUACUUGCUACAGCUCCUACAGCGAGUCUUUCGGUAAAGCGUGUUUGGGUUCGAAGCGAAUGGCCCGGCUCGACGCAAGGUAGCUUCUGUCACUUGUCCUACUUCCCACCCCCCACCCUCCCCCUGCCCAACAAUCCAUGUAUCCCGUCCCUUAAGGACCUGGGCAGAAAGCACCAAACUCAAAACCCUUGGCGCAUAACAAUGAAAGACUCGCGUACGCGUACAUAAACCCAAUAUCCCGCUUUAAGCGCACCACGCUCGCCAUCUCGUUCUCUUAUAUCAGUUCCUUUACGAAUCAGUUCGAUCGCCGCCGCCGGUUCACUCGUCCUGUAAUGUAAUGUCACCACGUACGUACCUAUUGCCACGUCACGCCAGGCUAAAGCAAACAGCCCGAAACGAAAGUGGGAACUCCUUCAGGACUCUUCCCGAAAUGGGGUGCCCGAAUAUGUGCGACCUUGGUAGCCUGCACCCGUUGAGGGUACAGAACAAGAGCGGGUCGACUCUUGUGAUGCCUGAAGGACAUCGCCGCACCAGCACGCACCCGCUCCAUAUCCCGCUCCAUGUCCCGUGUUUGAAGGAUCCUUCGAAUCGGAUUCUUCAUCCGGUCUUCAAGUUCUUACACAUUUCAAAAGAAAAGCAUAGUAGACAUCUAGUGGAAAAGAUCUUCCCAAUUUUCGUUCUCUCACCUUCUCCUUUCACAAUUGCAACUCCAACCAACAACCAUUCCAGUCCAUUCGCUACUAUUCUAGUCCAUAUUUAGUUUUUUGGUUCGUUUUCUUCCCAUCUUUGUACAAAAAAGGGGAACAACCACACCACGAAUCUAUUAUACUCUUAUUUAUUCCCUUCAACAAAAACCCCGUAACAGCUGCACCGAAUCGAACCAUUCAGUAGAGCGUUUGUAGUUUAGUUUGUUUUCUUCCACACGAAGGAUUUUUCCUUUCUUAAAGUGUUUUCAUUUUACGUCUUUUCUUUUGCUACCACAAUUUGCUCCAGUUUUUUGUCUUAUUUUCCUUUAACUUAAAAAUUUUUCUACUCACUUUUGGUUGAGUUUUUAAGUAGUUAGAGAUAGAGUUUCGUCGUUUCAUUUUUCUAAAUCUACACUUCUAAAAUCUCUCCUACCUAAAAUCGGUUGCUGGUUUAUCGUACGCGUGUAGUGAUGUCGAUAUUUUCAUCUCAAAAGCUUUAACCAUUGCUCCAUGCUCUCACUAUAUCAAGUUACAUAGCUGAGCCCUUUCGAAGGCGUAAAUAGGCGUAAAUGGAAUCCCCUUUUUGCCCGCACUCUAAGCAAUGGGAAUCAUCUCGGGGUUUUUUUCUGGUUUGGUUUUUUUGUAUCUUAGCUUUAAGAUAUAUAGCGUCCAAGACGUCCACGAAGGAAUUUAGUAGCUGUAUAUGAUCGACGAUCUUAAGCGCAUCGUCCCGACCAAAAGUAAACCCCCCCUCUGCAACACAACACAUCGUCAUUAGCAAAACCCGAACAAUUUUCCGGGAAAAAAGUAGAUUAGAUAGGAACCCCUUAAGAAACAAAAAACGAACAUCCAUUUUGAAAUCAUUCGAUACGCCACCCGUAGCAUCUAUAUUAUUCUACCCUCAGUGCUGGAAGUUCCGUGGGAAAUGGAUGGUUUUCCAUAUCGAGUGUGGUAGUAAAAAAAA
This is a messenger RNA of Anopheles stephensi (Asian malaria mosquito), 3358 nucleotides long. It is a transcript of the gene qvr, whose product is annotated as protein quiver. The record is from RefSeq and is a predicted model, not a curated record. The coding region runs from base 1269 to 1745 and encodes 158 amino acids. The transcript is spliced from 6 exons. Gene Ontology annotation, biological process: positive regulation of voltage-gated potassium channel activity; regulation of synaptic transmission, cholinergic; sleep. NCBI's taxonomy places the organism in Eukaryota, Metazoa, Arthropoda, Insecta, Diptera, Culicidae.